Penicillium soppii is the source of this 315-nucleotide messenger RNA. RefSeq lists its product as uncharacterized. The record is from RefSeq and is a predicted model, not a curated record. NCBI's taxonomy places the organism in Eukaryota, Fungi, Ascomycota, Eurotiomycetes, Eurotiales, Aspergillaceae. Bases 1 to 315 code for a protein of 104 amino acids. The transcript is spliced from 3 exons.
AUGAAUGUCGCCCAGAAUACAGUGCCCAAAGGCAAUGUUUCCGAGAAUCGCCAUGCGGCCAUCUUUGGCGUGGGUAUUGGAUUCAUCGUGUUUGACUCAAUUGUAAUCGCGCUGCGCAUCUAUGCACGCGCUUUUAUGCUGCGCGCUCUGGGAACGGAUGACAUUCUGAUGAUAAUUGGCGCCAUACUCAAUUUUGGAUUAUCAAUAACGAUCAUGAUCGGAUCCAAUUAUGGAAUCGGAAAACACGCGCUUGCCAUAUCUGAGAGCGACACCGUGCCUAUGUUGAAGGUGCGCACCCCAUUCCUGUACAUAUGA